Solea senegalensis (Senegalese sole) is the source of this 3135-nucleotide messenger RNA. RefSeq names its product jade family PHD finger 2 (gene jade2). NCBI's taxonomy places the organism in Eukaryota, Metazoa, Chordata, Actinopteri, Pleuronectiformes, Soleidae. Gene Ontology annotation, cellular component: histone acetyltransferase complex. Gene Ontology annotation, biological process: regulation of transcription by RNA polymerase II. The record is from RefSeq and is a predicted model, not a curated record.
GGGUUGGGGGGGUGGGGGGUGAAACAGAGCGGAGCUACGCUGAGCCACUGGGGGAAACUACAUGUACAUGUGCGUGGAUUUCAAUGAGACCCUGAACUGCGCCGUCUCCGCACCCGAGGCGGACCGUGCCACCAAGAUGGAGAGCGAGAAGAAGAGGAGAAAAUACUCGACGAGCAGCAAUGACUCCGACACCACUGACAGUCAGGUGACCUCAUGGUCCAGGUCGUCCAAAAACAUGGGCACCAGCAGCACAUGGGUCCGCCACCAGCACAAGAAACCGUCCGAGGUGUUCCGCACCGACUUCAUCACGGCCAUGAAGCUGCCCGACUCGGCGCAGCUUGGCACGGACGACUUCUACGUGCUCUCAGAUCCCUGGAGGCAAGAGUGGGAGAAGGGAGUCCAGGUCCCUGCAAACCUGGAGGCCAUACCCGAGCCCGUGGUCAGGCUGCUGCCGGAGUCGACGCGCGGGCUGCCCGACGACGGACGCGAGACUAACGGCGGACCUCGGACUCCGCCCGCUCGUGUCUACAGCUGCUAUGACCUGGACGACCUGGAUGUGGCGUGGCUGGAGAUGGCCAACCAAGAGUUCAGACAGAUGGCCUUACCGGAGCUGGACGAGCUGAUGAUGGAGUGCGUCCUGGUCGCGCUGGAGAGCGUGUGCGAGGAGAAGAUGCAGCAGGCCAUCGAGACGGAGGAAGGCCUGGGCAUCGAGUACGACGAGGACGUGGUGUGCGACGUCUGCCGCUCGCCGGAGGGGGAGGACGGCAAGAUGGUGUUCUGCGACAAGUGCAACGUCUGCGUUCAUCAGGCUUGCUAUGGCAUCCUGAAGGUACCACAGGGAAACUGGCUGUGUCGGAUCUGUGCCCUCGGUGUUCAGCCCAAAUGUCUGCUCUGCCCCAAGAGAGGCGGAGCCCUGAAGCCCACACGCAGUGGAACCAAGUGGGUCCACGUCAGCUGUGCCUUAUGGAUCCCGGAGGUGAGCAUAGGCUGCCCAGAGAAGAUGGAACCCAUAACCAAGGUGUCCCACAUCCCUGCCAGCCGCUGGGCCUUGUCCUGCAGCCUGUGUCGAGAACACACUGGAACCUGCAUACAGUGCUCCAUGCCCUCCUGCAUCGUGGCCUUCCAUGUGACGUGCGCCUUCGACCACGGCCUGGAGAUGAGGACCAUCCUGGCCGAGAACGACGAGGUGCGCUUCAAGUCCUUCUGCCUGGAUCACAGCUGCACCGCCGCCAGCAGCAGCAGCAGCAGCAGUAGCAGCAGCAGCAGCAGCAGCAGCAGCACCUCCAGUUCAACCAGCGUAAACAACGGCAACCACGUCGCCAUAUCCACGGCGAACGGAACACACGGCACAGCCAGACCCGACUGGGCCGCCCCCUGCGUCGGCUCUGAGCACGUCGUGAGCGGCCCGGAGCAGAGGUCGAUACCGUUCCCCGUGUCCGUGUCGGCGUCAGAGCGAGCGGAGCGGGACCAGCUCGAGAGAGAGAAAGUGAGCCAGAGGAAGCAGAAGCUCCAGGAGCUGGAGGACGAGUUUUACCGACUGGUGGACCCGAGGGAGGUGGCUGAGAACCUGGGCCUGCCCGACUCCCAGGUGGACUUUCUCUAUCAGUUCUGGAAGUUGAAGAGGAAGGCCAACUUUAAUCAGCCCCUAGUGACCUUAAAGAGGGACGAGGUGGACAACCUGGCCCAGCAGGAGCAGGACGUCCUCUACAGACGCCUCAAACUCUUCACGCACCUGCGACAAGACCUGGAGAGGGUGCGUAACCUGUGCUACAUGGUGACGCGGAGGGAGAAAAUGAAACACACGCUGUGCGACCUCCAGGAGAAGAUCUUCCACCUGCAGAUACAACUGCUGGAAGAGGACAUGGCUGGAGAGAAAAGCCAGAAGGGAGAAAAGAGGAAACAGAAUGGAGGAGUGAAGGAGAAAGGGAAGGAGAGAAGGAAGAGUAGUCCUGAGAAGAAAAAGGAGAGGUGGAAGUCGGAGAACGGCUCCCUGCUGAAAGAGCUAGGUUUGUCAAAGUCCUUCCCGUUGGACAACUCCUUGUUUGACAGCUGGCUCGCCCAGUCGGUUCAGAUCACCGCUGACGACAUGCUGAGCCAGUGGGCUCUGGGCGCCCAGCACGGAGAAAAGAGCGGCAGCCUGCUCUCUGACCAGCUCCUGCAAGGCGAGGAGAGCCUACUGAAUCUCAUGAUGGAGAACUCCAUGCAAUCCACCUGGAAAACGCCGCAGCUGGGCCGGAAACGAGCGAGCAACAAGCCGCGCGCUCGUGGACAAUCUACUGCCCCCGCCCACGCUCAGACACUCCUCUCUGCGGUGGCCAACUCCUCCGCCAGCAGCCCCUCCACCGCAAAGAACCUGUGGGCUACUGUGGUGGAGGAAAAGCCUAGCUACGUGGGCCGGAGAGGGGAAAGGUCCAAAGGAUCGUCGAAGGCCCUGCACCACCAUCACCUUCAUCACCACCAGACCAGGAGCACGGACCUCCUGGGGGACUCGCCACCGCAGCCGCCCAUCUCCAAAAUGGAUUCCUGUCACAUCUCGGAGGACCGCGAUGCCUGGGAGAGCGUCGCCGCAGGGAAUGGUGUUCCAUCGGCGGCCGGGUCUGUUUUCACGACUAGAUCUUCUCCACCUCCCGCCUCCAGCCCUGGCGUCACAGCGCCUAACGGCGGGGGCCCGCGGCUCCGUCUGCUGCGCCAGGUUAAGUCGAGAGAGAGGAGCAUCAACGAAGGCGUGGAGAGCCUGCAGUCCAGGGAGCUGCCGCUUACGGGGAAAGACAUGUCCCUGCUGGACACCGCAGAGACUGAUGGGUACUUCUCCGACGGCGAGCACAGCGAUUUGGACACGCACUCCGGUGGACGUAAACUCCGCCUGCCACAGUUGCAUUCUGGGAGCGAGGACCUGUUGAGAAGGAGUGUGCUGGCCUCCUAAGGUUUUCAGACUCAAAUCGACACACACACACACAACAAAAACACACAAUAUUAGAGAAGCAGACUCACGCCGGCUUAUCAUUUCUCCAUCUGUGGCUUUUCUUUUUUUUUAAACAAAUCCCUGUCACAUUUACCAAUUUACCAAUCUUAGCCUCUUAGUUUUUGGGGGGAGUUUGAAUGUAGCUGUUUGCUUCUCCAUUGGACUGUAAAAAA